GCGAUCCUUUAAAAUGUUCUCUUCCUGAACUUGGUGAGUUUCACUUUCCGUUCAGCCUCAGUGUCAGAGCUCAACACCGCGGAACGGCACGAAAACACGGAGUUAAGCUUCACCUGGCGCUGAUUUCUCCUCCGUUUAAACCGUGAAAACACCGUUUGUCAGCGUUUAGUCGACCUGACGAAGCAGCUGUCGGAUGCGGGAACGGGACUUCGACAGUCCGAGCUGAAGAAGUGUAAGAAUGGCCUCUGAAGUUGCACCGAAGGUCGACUUGAAAGAGGCGGAGGAGCUAGCUGUCUCUCUGAGUGAAGCCCUGAGCAGCGGGGACAGUGAGGAGGCCGUUAAACUGUGUCACAGGCUUUCACAACUCUGUGUUCCAGUGUCUGUCACUAUCAACAGCCAGGCCUACCCUCAGGACUCCAUCAGGCUGAAGGUUGGAGUGGAGGAUGCUCAGUCAGAUACCUACAUCCCAGUGACUGUGCUGGUUUCUGCUGGAAUGACAAUCGCACAGCUGAAAGACAAGAUCAGCCAUGACUUCGGGUUCCACCCUCUGCUGCAGCGCUGGGUGAUCGGGAAGCGGCUGGCUCAGGACCAGGACACGCUGUACAGCCACGGCGUCCGUCACAACGGGGACCAGGCCUUCUUGUUCAUCCUCUCCGCCCAAGCUGCUCACCUCACGCGCCAUCAACAGAAACAGGACCAGGAGCAGCAACGCAUAGAGGGCAUCGUGGAGUCGAUGGAGGCGAUGCAGCUUUUUCCCAGAGGGCUGGGGGGAGGUGGUGCUGACAGGGCAGAGAAGGCAGCUCCUCCUCCACCUAAACCCCCGACUGCUGCCAAACCUCCUGUGCCUCCUAAACCUCAGCUGGGCUGGGCCUGUAGUCAGUGCACAUAUGUGAACAAGCCAACACGUCCCGGCUGUGAGAUGUGUGGAGGGGAACGGCCAGAGGAUUACGAGGUGCCUGAAAUCUACCAGCCGGACCAGGACGAGGUUCUGCGGAUCCAGCAGGAGCAGCUGGCCACGCUGCAGUACGAGCAGGCUCAGCGGGAGGAACGAGAGAGGAACUACAUGCAUUUGUUGGCAACAGAAGAACAGAACCUCAUCCCCAACGCCACAGAGGUCGACUGUCCCAUCUGCUUCUCCACCCUGGAGCCAGGAGAGGGCAUCGUGCUCAGAGAGUGUCUGCACACCUUCUGCAGGGAGUGUUUAAAAGGAACAAUAGUGAACAGUCAAGAUGCUGAGGUGUCGUGUCCAGACAAAUGUGACAGUAAGCUACUGGACCGAGAAAUCAAAGAGCUGCUGACUGAAGAAGAGCACCAGCGGUUUCUGGAGCUGCGUCUGAGCAUCGCAGAGAGCCGAGCAGAGCACAGCUUCCACUGUCAGACUCCAAACUGUCGAGGAUGGUGCGUCUACGAGGACGAGGUCGAUGAGUUCCACUGCGAGCUCUGUGAUGAAACCAACUGCAUCCUCUGCAGGGCCAUCCACAAAGGAAUGAAUUGUAAGGACUACCAGGACGACCUGCGCAUCCGAGCAGAGAACGACCAGGCGGCUCAGCAAACCAAGCAGAUGCUGGAGACCAUGCUGCAGAACGGGGAGGCCAUGAAGUGUCCACGGUGUGACAUCAUCGUCCAGAAAAAAGACGGCUGUGAUUGGAUCUGCUGUUUGAUGUGCAGGACAGAGAUCUGCUGGGUCACCAAGCAAGCUCGCUGGGGGCCGAACGGAAGUGGAGACAUAUCUGGUGGGUGUAGAUGUCGAGUCAAUAAUCAGCCCUGCCAUCCAAACUGCCAGAACUGCCACUGAGGCCAGCACACUAAUGAACACGUAUGAUAACAUGCACUAUCUGAAGAAAUGCAGCCCUCAGCUGAUGCUCAGGCCUCUGGUUUAAUGCUGCAUUCAUGUGUUCUUUUGAUUUAUUUUACAGACUUUCAGCCCUGGUCUCAGUGACAGGACACUGCUCUGUAGUUGUCCUGCUUCUGAGGCUCAGCUUUCUUUAAUGGUGCAGUUACUAUAGAUAAAAAUGCUUUAUACCAGCUAUGCAAACUGCAGCUACAUCUUCCACAUCUCUGCACUGAAUAGGAUCUUCUGCUUUAAGAACUUUUUGUGAUGAAUCGAUGCUCAAUAUGAAGUUUAUUUUGACCUCUGGUGGCUGCUGCUUUCAUCACGACUCAGUUUGAUGAGACAGCCAUGAUUCUGUGCUCAGCAUUUUUAAGGCUUUUACUCUAAUACGGUUUGUAAAAAUGUAAAUCACAGCCAACAGGUUAGAAAUAAGGAAUUUCCUUCUUAUGUGAAGUACGGCUUCAACUAAUUAACUACAACCAACAUUCAUUCAUGAAUAAUUUAUUGUUUUCUUUUUUUUCCAACAUCUCAUCAUCUCGUCUACAAAACACCAGAACAACUGAAUAAAUGUUAGGAUUACUGGAGUAACUAAACUGUAACUAAACUGAACAGAAGGUUUUAUGAAGCUGACGAUUGAUAAAUGAUGACAAUUAUUGAUUAGUAACGGGAAAUGUAAACAAUGGAUUUUUCUCUGUGUGGUGAAGGACGUUGUUUUAAGUGUUUACAGUGAAUGAAUGUUCAUAAUGUCAAACAAGCUGCUCUUUAAAGUAUCAGGUUUAAAACAAGGUGGAGAAAUAAUGAUGCUGUAUUUUUGUAAAGUAUCCAGUUCUGUAGUUCUCAAGUGUUCAUUCCAUAAGAUUUAUAGUAACCAAUGCAAUUAAAUGUGUACAAUAUACCUGUAUGUUUAAGGGGUUUCACCUUUACUCACCUUUGUCUUAAAUAACUUUAGUUUGUCUUCAGUCAUGUCAGAUGAAAUGAAUAACCUGAGCCUUUUAGAGGAAGUUCACCUCUGCUACUUGAGCAAAAAAUAUGCCAUUAAAAAUCCUUUUGCUUUUAAGUUUGAUUUACACGUUACAUGUUAUACUUUGUCAGGUUUAGUUCAACAUUCUUCAGCUCUUCUUUUUUGUUUUUAAGCACCACUUGUAAACUACACAUUGGAUUAAAUGAGAUUGUUCAAGAGUGACAAGUUUUUCAGUUUAAUAUUAAAAUGUGCAGUGUAAUCAUUCAUUGCCUAUGGAGACAGUGCAUGUAUUUAAAGCUUUAACUUGUGUUACACUGCACUCACAGGCCUUCUGGUAUUAUUGGAAAACAAUGAAAUGUUAGUAAUCAAAGUGCAACUGAAGUUAAAAUCUAUCUGAGGCUGAUGAAGUAAAGCUGAAGCUGACAAAGAGCAGCUGAAUGUAACUAAAGCUCAUUGAACUAAUCCUGAUAAAUACAGAUACAGAUUAAUUUAAUUGUAUUAACUUAUUCAGGUUAACGAUGUGGGAAAAAACAGAUUGAUGGAAUGGUUUAAAGGUCCAGGUGGAUCCUCCGGAUCUGAAGAAUAUCUCUGCUGUAUCAGAACGGUGUUAAAGUCCCUCUCCGCUCUGUCUGACCUUCACUGUGCAGUCGUGCAUUAGUUUGACACCAGAGGCCUGUUUCACCUUCAUCAUCACAACUGGUUUACAACCUAAUCAUGGUCCAAUAUACAACGUACUCAGGUGUGAUUUGGAUGUUUCUGAUGUGCAGCUGUGUCCAAACAAAUAACACUGUUCAGUUUCACUCAAGUUUAUUAGCAUUCUCUUAUACAACUUUACAUUAGUAUGACAGUUUUAUUAUAACAAAAUAAACAUGAACAUAAAAGGCAGAAAAAAAUCAGUUAGUGCAAUGAAAAUAAAUGAAAACCGCUGAGUGCAGAUACAUGUUGCAUUACAAUACUGCUGAACAGCUACACAGGCACCUCAGAGCAUCCCUGGACGUCCCAGGUCACCUUCAUCAGUCUGUCGAUGUCUCACCAGCUGAGUCAGUGGUUCACUACAAAGGCAACGAAUCGAUGGAGCAG
Lates calcarifer (barramundi perch) is the source of this 3872-nucleotide messenger RNA. RefSeq names its product RanBP-type and C3HC4-type zinc finger containing 1 (gene rbck1). Gene Ontology annotation, cellular component: LUBAC complex. Gene Ontology annotation, biological process: protein linear polyubiquitination; proteasome-mediated ubiquitin-dependent protein catabolic process; positive regulation of canonical NF-kappaB signal transduction. The record is from RefSeq and is a predicted model, not a curated record. NCBI's taxonomy places the organism in Eukaryota, Metazoa, Chordata, Actinopteri, Centropomidae. Gene Ontology annotation, molecular function: ubiquitin binding; ubiquitin-protein transferase activity.